CCAUGAAAAGAUUUAAUCAAAAUGGACGUCUCCCCUGUAUCCCGUUUGUUUUGAUUCUCGUGUACGGUGAAUUUUUAUUAUUUUUUUUUAAUUUUAGCUAUUCGAAUAGACAAUUAAAUAUAAAUUGGUCCUGUUGACGGCUCAACAAUUUGUUAAUACUGUACAGACGACAAAUGGCUGCGACUACAUUGCCGUCCGGCGAGCCCGCGCCCGAAGACACAUCGCUGUAUCCGAUCGCUGUGCUCAUAGACGAAUUGAAGAAUGAAGACGUACAGUUGCGUUUGAAUUCUAUCAAGAAACUGUCUACAAUUGCUUUGGCACUUGGUGUUGAGCGCACUCGAGUAGAGCUUAUUCCAUUUUUAACUGAAACUAUUUAUGAUGAAGAUGAAGUAUUGUUAGCAUUGGCUGAGCAAUUGGGAAAUUUUACCAACUAUGUCGGAGGACCAGACUUUGCAUAUACACUAUUGCCUCCCUUGGAAUCAUUGGCCACAGUUGAAGAAACAGUUGUUAGAGAUAAGGCAGUUGAGUCACUACGUCAAAUAGCAGUGUUGCACUCUCCAACUGAUCUUGAAAAUCACUUUGUUAGUCUUGUUAUUCGUCUGGCGUCUGGUGACUGGUUUACAUCACGUACAUCUGCUUGUGGUUUAUUUUCGGUUUGCUAUUCUCGUGUCAAUCCAAUGAUCAAAUCUGAAUUACGCAACUUCUUCCGUAAUUUGUGUCAGGAUGAUACUCCUAUGGUGCGAAGGGCCGCUGCAGGAAAAUUGGGUGAAUUUGCAAAAGUUGUUGAAUUGGAUUCCUUAAAAAAUGAUCUUAUACCUAUGUUUUCAUCACUUGCUCAAGAUGAACAGGAUUCUGUUCGUCUUCUGGCUAUUGAAGCUUGUGUUAGUAUAGCCUCUUUGCUUACACAUGAAGAUGUGAAUGAUUUAGUGAUGCCAACUUUGCGCUUAUGUACUUCAGAUAGUUCUUGGAGAGUACGAUAUAUGGUGGCUGAUAAAUUUACUGAGUUACAAAAGGCUGUUGGACCAGAAAUUACUCGUAUUGACUUGGUACCGACUUUUCAAUCAUUGUUACGUGACACUGAGGCUGAAGUGAGAGCGGCAGCUGCCAAUAAAGUGUGUGAUUUUUGUCGUAAUCUUUGUCCUCCUGUUGCUUCUGGUGCUUUAUUAAAUGAUCCAAAUGCUGCACAAACUUCAAAUGCAGUUGAUUCCAUUAUCAUGACAUCAAUUUUACCUGUCGUUAAAGGACUAGUUGCAGACACUAAUCAACAUGUCAAAUCAGCUUUAGCAUCUGUAAUAAUGGGCUUAUCUCCAAUACUUGGAAAACAAAGAACUCUUGACCAUUUGUUACCACUAUUUUUGACUCAGUUAAAAGAUGAAUGCCCUGAAGUACGUCUUAACAUAAUUUCAAAUUUGGAUUGUGUUAAUGAAGUAAUUGGAAUUCAACGGCUUUCUGAAACACUUUUACCUGCUAUUGUUGAACUUGCUGAGGAUCCUAAAUGGCGGGUUCGUUUAGCAAUAAUUGAAUAUAUGCCGUUAUUAGCAAGUCAACUAGGUGUACAGUUCUUUGAUGAUAAACUCAAUAGUUUGUGUAUGACUUGGCUAACUGAUCAUGUGUAUGCUAUACGAGAAGCUGCUACAUUAAACUUGAAAAAGCUAGUGGAGAAAUUUGGCGCAGAAUGGGCCCAAACAUCUGUUAUACCAAAAGUCAUAGUUAUGGCUAGAGAUCCAAAUUAUUUACACCGAAUGACAUUCUUAUUUUGCAUUAAUGAGCUCGCUGAAGUUUGUGGUCCAGAAAUAACUGCUAAGACCAUGUUACCAACUGUAUUAUCUAUGGCAAGUGAUAGCGUGGCUAAUGUACGUUUCAAUGUAGCCAAGACACUUCAAAAAAUUGGACCAAUUGUUGCACAAUCUGCUGCGGUGAAAUCUCAAAUAAAACCAGUUUUGGAUAAAUUAAAUACAGAUACAGAUGUAGAUGUCAAAUAUUUUGCUGCGGAAGCUAUGUCAAUAAUUGCGUGUAACUAAUGUUUUUUUUAUUGUUUAUGUAUAUCACCCUUAUCAGCGCCCAAAUUAAUUAUUAUAACAUUGUUACAGCUUGUGCAUUUUUUCCCUUCCCACUUGGCAUAUGAUUUUUUUUUUUUUAACAGUAAUAUAAACAUUAUUAUUAUAUUAUAAUUAUAAUUUUUGUAGAUCAUUUACUUAAAAGCAAACAAUAUGAUAAUUGAAUACAUUUAAGUGAAAUUAUCAUUAUGAGUAGAUAAUAAAAUAUUAUUAAUAUAAUAUUAUAAUGUUUUAAUUUCCAAUUACAUUUUACAUAAUAGUUGUCUUUGAAAAUUUUUGUUGAUUUUACAGUCGACAAAUUUGAAUUUUUAACUGCUAUAUUUAUAAAUACUGAAUAGAAACCAUAAUCAACAUGAACAUUAUAUUUACAACUACUAAUUAAUAAUUAUAUGUUAUUUUUAUUUAAAUUGUAUUAAUUUGGUUGUAUAAGUAACCUACUUAGUGCCCGUAUUACAAUCGUUAACCACCGAAUUCGGCCGGUAAAAUCAGUGAGUUAAGCGUCACCGAGGUUUAAACUAUGAUUGUAAAACGGACCCUUAGUAACAUCAAAAUCUCAUAAAAUAUCAAACACUUCAACUAUUGUCAACAUUCCCUUUUGGGAAAUUAAUUGAAUACUAUGAAUUUGCUAUACCUAUAUAUUAUUGUUGUAAGUUGAACAAUUUGUAACUACUGAGAAUGUGAAAGUGAUUUCAUAUAAAUAAUCUAGAUAAUACAUCAAUCUAGUAAUAUA
This is a messenger RNA of Metopolophium dirhodum (rose-grain aphid), 2787 nucleotides long. It is a transcript of the gene Pp2A-29B, whose product is annotated as serine/threonine-protein phosphatase 2A 65 kDa regulatory subunit A alpha isoform. Bases 174 to 2021 code for a protein of 615 amino acids. Gene Ontology annotation, cellular component: protein phosphatase type 2A complex; cytoplasm. Gene Ontology annotation, molecular function: protein phosphatase regulator activity; protein binding. NCBI's taxonomy places the organism in Eukaryota, Metazoa, Arthropoda, Insecta, Hemiptera, Aphididae. The transcript has 11 exons. The record is from RefSeq and is a predicted model, not a curated record. Gene Ontology annotation, biological process: protein dephosphorylation.